This is a messenger RNA of Stylophora pistillata, 1005 nucleotides long. RefSeq lists its product as uncharacterized. The record is from RefSeq and is a predicted model, not a curated record. NCBI's taxonomy places the organism in Eukaryota, Metazoa, Cnidaria, Anthozoa, Scleractinia, Pocilloporidae. Gene Ontology annotation, molecular function: G protein-coupled peptide receptor activity; protein binding. Gene Ontology annotation, biological process: hormone-mediated signaling pathway; adenylate cyclase-activating G protein-coupled receptor signaling pathway; activation of adenylate cyclase activity. Gene Ontology annotation, cellular component: plasma membrane.
AUGGAGAAAAACAGCCUCGUAACCCUGUCACCGGAUCAGUUCCAAGGCUUGUCCAAAUUGAGAGACUUGGCUGUUUAUGAGAACAAUAUUCAGUACCUGCCGCCUGGAGUUUUUAAAGGCUUAACAAACAUGCAGUCUAUGAGCUUUUAUUUCAACAAAAUCCGCACAGUGAGCAACGAGCAAUUUAAAGAUAUCGCGCCAAGUAUUCGAUUCCUCUACUUCCAUUACAACGAAAUGCGAGAAUUACCGGCCGGUUUCUUCUCGAACAUGAAAUAUUUAAUAACAGCGGCUGUAGACACCAACCUUAUGUGUUGCCAUUUGACGAAGGAGGACGCGGAUUGCGACUAUACUUAUGUCGACAUGUCCAGCUUCUCCAGUUGUGAAACUAUGUUCAGAAAUCGAGCUCCUAGGAUAUGUGUCUGGGUGGUCGGAAUUAUGUCGUUGGUUGGUGCUGUGUUUGUGAUCGUGUGGCGGCUGGUAUUUAAGGAGACGAAGAAGAAAAACAAAAUACAGUCUAUCUUGUUGAUACAUUUGGCCGUGUCUGAUGGACUGAUGGGUGUCUACCUUAUCGUAAUAGGUGUGAUGGAUGCCAUUUGGGCAGGGCAGUUCUUUUUGCAUGACUAUAACUGGCGUUCAAGUUUGUCAUGUCAGAUAACAGGUGCCAUUGCCGUGUUGUCAAGUGAGGUGUCUGUUAUGACUAUUUGCUUGCUCUCCGCCGACCGGGUUAAGAAUAUUCUGUUCCCCUAUCGUGGAAAGUCCCUUACAAUCAAGGUUACGCACUUUUUGUGCCUCCUCAUCUGGAUCGUUGGUGGGUUAAUUGCAUUUAUUCCCACGGUGGGCAUCGUCUACUUCGGCAGUCGUCAAAAAGGUCACCACUUUUAUGGCAGAUCAGUUGUAUGUCUCCCAUUGCAGCUUUCUGCUGAUAAGCCCUCAGGAUGGGAGUACUCUGUUGCCAUGUUUGUUGGUUUAAACUUUACUCUUGUGUUGUUCGUCAUUGUGGCCUAA